Molecule: messenger RNA, 1446 nt
Organism: Wickerhamiella sorbophila
Lineage: Eukaryota; Fungi; Ascomycota; Dipodascomycetes; Dipodascales; Trichomonascaceae
Product: Alpha,alpha-trehalose-phosphate synthase [UDP-forming]
Exons: 1
Coding region: 1-1446 (481 amino acids)
Biological process (GO): trehalose biosynthetic process; cellular response to heat
Cellular component (GO): alpha,alpha-trehalose-phosphate synthase complex (UDP-forming); cytosol
Molecular function (GO): alpha,alpha-trehalose-phosphate synthase (UDP-forming) activity
Source: RefSeq, a predicted model, not a curated record
AUGACUCGAAGGGUGAUUGUCGUCAGUAACCGGCUGCCAGUGACUACCAGCAUUGAUAAGAAUGGACAGUAUAACUAUGAAAUGUCUUCGGGCGGGCUGGUAUCUGCGCUGAGCUCACUCCAUGGCGAUAAUUUCAUCUGGCUUGGUUGGCCAGGGAUUGGUGUUCCACAGGAGGAUCGGGAAUCGGUCUCCAGAGAUUUGAAGUCAUUAUUUAAGAGUGUGCCUGUAUUUUUGAGUGACGAAUUGAGUGAUCUGUACUACAAUGGGUUCUCUAACUCCAUUAUCUGGCCUUUGUUUCACUACCAUCCCGGCGAGAUGAACUUUGACGAUGAGUCUUGGGAGGCGUAUACUUUGGCAAACAGACUAUUUGCUCAGGCAAUUGCCAACAUUUACCGGCCUGGUGAUGUUGUGUGGGUACAUGAUUAUCAUUUGAUGAUUUUACCGGCGAUGAUCCGUGAAGAGAUCGCAGUCAAAACACGUGAGCCACUUUCAUCCGUGGAAAUUGCUUUCUUUUUGCAUAUUCCCUUCCCCACUUCAGAAAUCUACCGAGUACUGCCUGUGCGUCGCGAAAUUCUACUUGGUGUGCUACAAUCGGAUUUAAUCGGCUUCCAUACCUAUGACUACGUGAGGCACUUUUUAUCGUCUGUGUCGUCUAUUUUGAAGCUCGAAACCACACCAGUAGGCAUCAAUUAUGAUAGAUUUGUCUCUGUUGGUGUAUUCCCAAUUGGCAUCACGCCAUCAAGAUUCUUGGAGCCCUUAAAAGAGCCCUCUGUUCUUAACAGAAUCAAUGAACUCAGAGCGAAGUUUGGGCCUGUUAAGAUUUUACUGGGCGUGGAUCGUCUAGACUAUAUCAAAGGGUUGCCCCACAAGUUCCAUGCUUUUGAUAUUUUCUUGUCUGAACAUCCGGAGUGGGAAGAAAAGGUUGUGCUUGUACAAGUCGCAGUUCCCUCGAGACAAGACGUCGAGGAGUACCAAAAUUUAAGAGGUGUCGUCAAUGAACUCGUGGGUCGAAUCAACGGAAAGUAUGGAAGUAUCGAGUUCACGCCCAUCCACUUUCUUCACCGAAGCCUUGACUUUAAGGAGCUUAUAGCUCUCUAUGCCAUGAGUGACGUUUGUAUUGUAUCCAGUACACGGGACGGCAUGAAUCUUGUGGCAUAUGAGUAUAUUGCUUGCCAAGAGGAACGAAAUGGACAACUUAUCUUAUCUGAAUUUGCCGGUGCAGCUCAAAGUUUAAACGGUGCUAUUAUUGUGAACCCAUGGAAUAUGGAAGAGAUGGCAGAAGCUAUACAUACAGCGCUAACAAUGAGCGACGAAAAGCGUCAAGAGACACAUGGUAUGAUGUUCCAUCAUGUAUCAAAGUUCACUACGCAAUUUUGGCUGGAGAAUAUCACCAAAGAGAUCAAUCGCAUUGAAAAAGAGAAAAAACUGCAGUUCGAAAAGGAUUAA